This is a messenger RNA of Arabidopsis lyrata subsp. lyrata, 1408 nucleotides long. RefSeq names its product putative F-box/kelch-repeat protein At3g24610. The coding region runs from base 250 to 1374 and encodes 374 amino acids. Lineage: Eukaryota; Viridiplantae; Streptophyta; Magnoliopsida; Brassicales; Brassicaceae. The record is from RefSeq and is a predicted model, not a curated record. The transcript has a single exon. Gene Ontology annotation, molecular function: protein binding.
AAAAAAGACUAGUUUCUUCUACAAGAAAAAGAAGGAAAUUAGGGUUUUAAUCUUCUUCGUUUUGGAAAAGGAACCAUAAAAUUCUAUGAAACAGUUUCUGUCGGAUCAGGAACCAUCAAAAAAUCUAUAAAACAGUUUCUGUCCGGAUCAAAGCAAGAUCUCACAAAAUUCGAGAAGUUGAAUACGGACAGUACUCAAUCAAUCAAAGGAAAAUCUAGAGUUUUGGGUUGUUGUGAAUUGGGAUUGACGAUGUUCGACUGUUACGCUCCAGAAGUGCCACCGGAAAGUAAAAGGAGGAAGAAGAGCAAGGAGACGUCUCACUCGUGGUCUGGGUUAUCGUUGUUACCGGAUGAGAUAGCUCUGAGAUGCUUGGCUCGUGUUUCGAGAUUUGACCACGCGGCCUUAUCUCUCGUCUCCAAGAGCCACCGCUCUCUCGUAGCUUCCACUGAGCUCUUCUACUUGAGAUGGGAGAUGGGUUGCACCGACGUGUCUAUGUACGUAUGCAUGAAAGUCUUUCCUAACCCAUCUCCACGGUGGUUCAUUCUUACCCCUAAUAGACGACUGAACCCGAUCCAGUCAAACCCUUACCAGCCUCCGGAUUCAUCUUCUUUCGUUGUGGUGGAUGGGGGAAUCUUUGUAAUUGGUGGACUCAUCGACGACAUUCCCACUACGGAUGUGUCGUUCCUCGAUUGUUACUCUCACACAUGGCACCGCGUCAAGUCCAUGAAUAUGCCUCGAGCUUCCGCAUCGGCAUGCUUCGUAGACGGGAAGAUAUACGUGUUUGGAGGGUCCGAGCAUUACCCUCAUGACCAUAUAUGGGCAGAGGUAUUUGAUCGAGAGACUCAAACUUGGGCCCCUCUCUUGUUUUUGACCCACAAUUGGGAUUUUGAGAUACCACAAAAUCAAAUUCUCCACCAGAGUCUGGCUAUAGAGGUGAAGAAGAUUUUCGCGCUGAAUGAGAAAGAUCGAAGAUUCUACGUCUUGACAAGCAAUGAGAUAGUAAACACAGAGGAUUGGUGUAUCAUUGAUAAACUAUUGUACUGUCGCGGCACUCGCGGAAAAAUCUUAUGGUGUGAGCUAGAUGAAUUGGAUUGGAAGGAAGUUAAAGGUUUGGAAGAUUUGCAACACUCUCUCUCUAGUUCGAGACAUUCCUUUAAUAUCAACAAACUCUGCAGCAAUUCUGCUGGAAAUAUUGUUAUCUUUUGGAUCGCCCAGAGUUUGGACCUUUGGUGUGCCGAGAUUUCCAUGGAGAGAUGCAAGGGAGGCAAGAUUUGGGGGAAGAUUGAGUGGUCUGGUGUUGUUUUUGAAGUUGAUCCUUUCUUACACUCAUCAUAUGGUGUUAAGGUCUUAUAUUCCGCGUCUGUCUAUGUCUGAAAUUUUAAUCUUCACAGUCUUUGUUAACUACACA